UCUUUUCUUUCACAUUCAUCCCUCUUUCCUUUUAGUUACCUCUUUUAAUUCAAACACGAAAUCACUCUCUCUCUCUCUCUCUCUCCAAAUUUCCAUUGAUCAAAACCAACUAACGAGAAAAACCGAAAGAUCUCAAGAACAAUCAUAAACUCUCUCAUUUUGGAUCCUCUGUUUUUUCUCAAGAACACAAAAAAAUGUCAGUUGUUAUUUGUCAAGCGCAAGAAAAAACCGUCACCAAAAAUGAAAGACACGAAAGUUUCACCCAAAAAGGCAAAAUGGGUGGGUUGAGUUUCCUGCAAUCUAUGUCCGAUAUCACUGCCAUUGUCCGAAACGUAGAGGACAAAGCUUAUGUUCACCCCGUGGAGAAACGCUCUGUUUCUAAGCUGAGUGAGAAAAGCUUAGAGAUGUGCACUGAGAGCCUUGGGUCCGAAACUGGAAGCGAGAGUGGUGACGAGUUGUUGUUGCUUGCGUUUCAAGCAACCACUACUCCUAGGGUUCCUUCUCCUCCUCAAGAAGAAGAAAAAGACACUGCCAAGAAAUCAACGAUCAAAAGUUUCCCGCCACCGAUAAACUUUGUUAAGGGAUCAAAGUAUAAUCGUGUGGUGAGAUCACUAGGAGAAGAUGGUCGUGUUGUUGUUCAAGCCAUGACAGUUUCGUCUCAGCCUCCUAACUUUAUAGCGGAACGUGGUGAAGGAAGGCUCCGUCUCUGUUUAUCACCGGAAAAUUCUUUACUUGGGCACAACCAUGAGGAAGAAGAAGAAGAAGAUGAAACUGAAGAGGGCAUGGAGGAGGAAACUAGUGAGAACUUAGAGGGUAAAAAUGGAAAUAAAAAGUUUAGCAGAUUAAGCAGCAGAUGCAAGGAGAAUGGUCGUGAGCCUAAGCCAAUGCUUACUACUUGGAAGCAGCAGCAGUUUUGGGUCGCUACUUAAGACUUUAUUCGACUCAUAUAUCUUAAUAAAAUAAUUUAAAAUAUGGGUUUUUUUAUUUUAGUUUUACGUAUAAUCUUUGCUUUCUUGUAUGAGAUUUCUCUAGGUACUGGGAGUGUUUUUUAGU
Brassica oleracea var. oleracea is the source of this 1053-nucleotide messenger RNA. Its product is annotated as protein FANTASTIC FOUR 2-like. The record is from RefSeq and is a predicted model, not a curated record. Bases 195 to 929 code for a protein of 244 amino acids. NCBI's taxonomy places the organism in Eukaryota, Viridiplantae, Streptophyta, Magnoliopsida, Brassicales, Brassicaceae. The transcript has a single exon.